UUGUCGUAUUUCGUAGAGGGUAAUGAGAAACGACGGUUCUAAACAGUGAAAUCAAGCAUCCGCAGUGGACCGAACUGCACUCGUCGAGGUUGUAAAAUGCGCUGAGGACAUGUCAGCAGUCAUGUUUCGCGCGAGUUUUGCAACUUAUCUGGUUAUUUUACUGACGACGAUUACCGCAGCUGGGUCGAUCAAGAAAUUGUUCGACGACGAUGCUUUGAACAACGAACUUGAUCGCCCGAUACCCGUCAUUUCCGAGCAAGGAGUCGCUGGGCAGAAAGGAAUUUUACCGUGUGAUAUCCAGCCACGUGAUGAAAACGACGCAGUCUCUAUGGUACUUUGGUUUAAGGAAGCAGACGGAGAACCGCUGUAUAGCUACGACGCGAGGAGCCGUCUUGGCAAAGCGAAGCUUUGGAGUGCACCCCAAUUUUGGGGUAACCGCGCCUUAUUCCGGGCGAAGUCGCCGGCUCAAUUAUUGGUCCAGGAUCUUCGAGAGAGUGACGAAGGGGUCUACAGAUGCAGGGUGGACUUCCGGAACUCCCCGACCCGCAACCUAAAGGUCAACUUCACGGUUAUCGUUCCACCGUCGAAGCCGAUAAUCUACGAUGCGAAGAGACGCGACAUGAGCAAACUCCUCGAGGCUUACGCGGAGGGUGCAAAUCUUACUCUAGUCUGCGAAGUUCACGGAGGAAGACCGCGGCCGAGCGUUGCCUGGUAUCUUGAAUCGAAAAUGAUAGACGCUUCCUACGAAGUGCGAGAAAGCCAUGGAUCGAAGGGUGAGAGUUCGAUCUUGACCACCAAUCGCGUGACCCUUGAACGACUUACGAGGAGGCAUCACCACGCCAGGUUAGCCUGCAAGGCAACUAACACAGCUCUGGCAAGUCCCCCGACAACUACGGUCAUCAUUGAGCUGAACAUGAAGCCACUGACGGUUGAGAUCAUGAACAAGAGAAAGACCGUGUCGGCAGGGACAAAAUACGAGGUCGAGUGCAAAAGCACAGGAUCCAGACCGCCGGCUAACUUGUCUUGGUGGAGGGGUGCCAAACCACUUCAAAAACCAGCUAAAGUUGUCCAGGAAGGCGGCAUGAGCGUGAGCAUAUUGCAGUGGACGCCGAGCGUCGAAGACGAGGGUAAGCAUCUGGUUUGUCGAGCAGAAAACCCCCAAUUACCGGAUGCCGGCAUCGAGGACAAAUGGAAACUGGAGGUUCAUUUUACACCGAUCGUUUCACUCCGAAUGGGAUCCUCUUUGAAACCAGAUGAGAUUAAAGAAGGCGAUGACGUUUACUUCGAAUGCAACGUCAGGGCAAAUCCGAGAAGUCAUAAGCUUGUGUGGUUUCACGAGCAUGAAGAACUUCAUCACAACGUAUCCGGCGGCAUUGUUUUAUCCGAUCAUUCGUUGGUCCUGCAAGGCAUAACCAGAGAAUCGGCAGGAAGAUACACAUGCCUCGCAGCGAACACCGCAGGAAAAGAAACGUCGAACGUCGUGAACCUGAACGUGAUGUUCGCGCCGAUCUGCAAGCACGUGUUGAAUUCCGGACCGUCUAAAUUCCAAAAUGCAACACCGCCGCCGUUCAACGUACCCGAAGAACUUCACGGCGCCCUAAAACACGAGACCAUAGAAUUAGUCUGCGAGGUCGAGGCGAGUCCGACGUCGGUCACGUUCCACUGGACCUUCAACAGCAGCGGCGACCUAAAUGACCUUUCCCCCUCGAAAUAUAGCAGCGAGGGAACCGUCAGCAGACUGAAUUACACACCCGCAACGGACAUGGAUUACGGGACCCUCGGGUGCUGGGCCAGAAACAUUGUCGGACAGUCAAAACAGCCUUGCUUUUAUCAAGUCGUCGCCGCAGGCAGACCGUAUCCCCUCCAAAACUGCACAGCAUUCAAUCUGAGCGGUGCUUUGAUCCGGAUAUCGUGCAUCGAGGGCUUUGACGGAGGACUUCCUCAGAAGUUUGUGGCCGUCUCGAGCGAUCAGCGAUGGGAAUCGGCGUUCCCUUACUGGGAACUUGAUCUCCGCAAACCUACCGAGGCAGUAAGUCUCUACGCCGUUAAUGCCAAGGGAUCAAGCGACCCUGUCGUCAUGGACAACGUGGCACUGAAAAGCAUUGCCUGGAAAAAAGUCGCCGGAGAUCCCGUUUCGUCCGUGGAUAUGUCGCCAAUUUUAAUCGGUCUUGGAGGAACGGCUACGGGUCUUGGGUUAAUCGUGACCGGGGUUUUAAUGGCGCUGUGGAGAAGACACGCAGCAACCCCUGCGAAGCCUAAGCCUCCUCAACCAACGAUAUCAACGUUCGCUGGAAAGGGAGACGAGGAGGAUGGAAAUCCGGACCUCAUACCGACCAGCGAGCUCAGCAAUCAUUUAGACAGGAAACUCACAAUCUACGGAUCUCUUCCCCGAAGACCGCAUCUCAUCGAGGGCAGAGAAAUGUCCUAUGACGUCAUAGAGGAUCCCGAAUAUCCCCAAGCAGCACCCAACAUGUACUACAGUCUUCAGAGGCCUCACAGAUACUCGGAUACGAUCAACAGGAGUACGACAACCAUUCAGGAAAGCCGUAUUUGAACGAUGUUUUUUAUGUGAAAAUUGUUUGACGUGAUUUU
Diprion similis is the source of this 2592-nucleotide messenger RNA. Its product is annotated as hemicentin-1-like. The transcript is spliced from 14 exons. The coding region runs from base 110 to 2554 and encodes 814 amino acids. Lineage: Eukaryota; Metazoa; Arthropoda; Insecta; Hymenoptera; Diprionidae. The record is from RefSeq and is a predicted model, not a curated record.